This is a messenger RNA of Trypanosoma cruzi, 1461 nucleotides long. RefSeq lists its product as uncharacterized. Gene Ontology annotation, molecular function: zinc ion transmembrane transporter activity. Bases 1 to 1461 code for a protein of 486 amino acids. The transcript has a single exon. Lineage: Eukaryota; Euglenozoa; Kinetoplastea; Trypanosomatida; Trypanosomatidae. The record is from RefSeq and is a predicted model, not a curated record. Gene Ontology annotation, cellular component: Golgi apparatus. Gene Ontology annotation, biological process: intracellular zinc ion homeostasis; zinc ion transport.
AUGUUAUGGAGAGUAAUUUGUCUUCUAGCGGCCGACUUCAGUCCGGAGGCGGGGAGACUGCGCAAAAUUAGUGCGGUAUUUUUGAUGCUUUGGAUCUUGGAUUUAGUUAUGAGCAUUUACUUUGACUGCCUGAUCCUUAAAGUGAAUGGCCUUGUUGUGCUUAAUAUAUCGGUGGCCCUUGUGGCGGCUGCACUUUCAUGCCAAUACGACCAUGAUUGUGCGGUUUUUCCAUACAGCAAGGGAAAGAACGGCCUGUCAGCGGCUCCCUCCGAUAAUAACUCGGCGAAAAGGGAGCGGAAUUGGCUUCAAAAUGACACGAAAGUAACUAGCGUCUUCUCCUUCGGUCUCAAAAGACUUUUUGUGCUUAUUUCCUUUGGGUCUUCUGUUUUUGUCAUGUUUGGCUGCCUUACAGUGAUUGGGGAGGGUCUUCAACACGCCUUUCAUUCAUCCGAUAUGCCUUAUUCCCUGCUUUUUUUCAUUGGUUUUUGUCAUAUUGUUUUGUUUACAGCGUACGCGGAGGAAAUUAAUGCGUACGAUUGCAUUAGCGGUCGGGGGUUUGAGAAUCGUGAUGUGCAUAACCUAUCCAAUGGAAAAAUGACUCAUUUACCCCAUCACCUGCAGGAGCCUGUGAACGAUUCUGUAAGCAUUUUGCCCUUUGGUAGCGUUAUUUUGCGUGCUACCAGUUGUGCAUAUGCUCCAUUGACAUGCAUUGCGGUGUCCCUUAUGACUAUGCUUAGGAGGACCUUUCUGUGGGAGAUGGCUGGAGCGCUGCUGUUGGCAAGUUACACUUUUGUGAUUGCUACCAGGAAGGUAAAGGAUAUGGCUUGGCUGCUAACAAACAAUUCUGUUUGUCAUCCGUCUUUUGUUGCAGCCCGUGAUCGUGCUAUCCGCAGUGUGAAGCUGGUUGAGGGUGUGCUUCAGGUAAAGUUUUCUGUUUUUUGGGAGGUGAAGAAGGACGAGAUUAUGGCAAUUAUGUGUUUACGCAUAAUGUCGUCUGCCGAUCCUUCUGCUGUGACUGUGGCGGUAAGGAAAAUACUUGAGGGGGUUGCAACGUAUGUCUUUGUUGAGGCUCGAUUCCCAAACGACGAGGACGACGAUACAAAUAUUUUAAAAGUGGAUCACUUGUCCCAUCACCAUUCUCAUGGCCACGGAUGUUGUGAUCAUAGCAAUCAUUUUCACGACUCCGCCGGAGAAAGAAAUGAAGAGAGGGAACGAGAAGGACACGAACGGGGUACAGAGAAAAGAAGGGAACAUGACCAUUUUUUUCCGGCUUUAGGGUCUGCUUCUUCAUCUUCCAUUUAUUUUUCAUCUCUUUCGCAGCCACCGGCUGCAUCCGUGGUUGAGUUGGCUGAGCGCCAGGCGAGGCGAGGACCGUCCUUUAGUUCCGCAAAUUACUCUGUCUCUACACCAUUGCAGUCUCUGACGCUUGUCCCUCCACCGUUUCCCAGGCCACGUUCAUGA